AUGGUGGCGCUGAUUGAAUCUCGAAUGAAAUUGACGAGCGUUUGCAAUGUAUUCGUCGCCUUAUCUGUGUUGUUAAACAUACAUGCGGUCACCGCCGACCCUGUGCAAUGCUUUAACGGGACGUGGAACUCUGAUUUAGACACCCCCGAACUUGAGCGGUGUAUUAUUCCUGAUGGAAAUAAUGAAGACACGGGUAACUACUGCCUCAUCUACAAGUUUAAUCGGACAAACGAGGACAACUCAAUGACGACUGUCACGGAAUUUCGGUGUGACUCUGACAAGGAAGCCUGUGGAACGUACGGCAGUGGUUUACAUGAAAGCGCGACAUACUCCGGUUACACUGGGUUAUCUCUGUCCUGUUGUGACGAAGACAUGUGCAACAUACCGUACGAGAUGAUUGACUUCGGCUAUCCGACUGCAAUAGAAAGCUGCUACGUGGGAACUACAUCAGGGUUUGGUCAUAAGUACGCAGACGAAAGUGAAUGCGAUGGAGUGAUCUCUCACUGUUCAUCCUUACACCAUAUCGGAAACGAAACAACGGAGUAUUUCUGCGACACGACUCGACUCUGCGAGCUUCACGGCAUGUUUUUUGAGAACAAGUGCAAGAAGAUCAGUUUGACGGAGGACGAGGACGCGGAACUCUGCUGCUGCGCCGAUGAGAAGUGCAACGUUCCUAAAGGCUUGGCGAGCAAUCAUCAGACGCCGAUAUACAAGAUCAGCUUCCUCGCCUUUGUCGUGAUGGGUCUCAUAUCUGUCGCCGUCAUCCUGGUGCUCGCUGCACACGCGGCGAAAAGAAGGCGACAGCAGGAGGAGCGCGAGAGCAAGUAUCGACACAUCGGUAAGAUGUACUCUUCGUACGUCUCGGAGGAGCCUGACGAACUCGUCACCUGACGAUGACGGGUGCCAUCUUGCUUGUUAGCAGCGAUACAGAAUUAGAACCCGAGCUAGCUGCGCGUGAGUGUGUGAUGAGUGAUCUGUUUGUGAUUGUCUAACGAGACACUGUGUAGAUCUCGUGUUGAGUUUUAUAGCCUAGAAUAAAUGUUCGAGCUUUGUGAAUAAAACAUGAUACAACUAAUAAUAAUAUAAUCAUUACACGAUAACCGUUUGCACACGAAAUUACAUACAAAAUCGAUGAGAUUUUCACGAUUACAGCCUAUGGUAUAACAAUAACAGGCGGAGCUCUGAUUAUAAUAAUACAAUAAGCAAGUAUCCUUGCAAACAUCCGGACACCGUGUCAUCGUUUAAGCGUUUGAAUAAUUACACAUCGUGAGUUUAUGCUCACUUGGAAUCGCUAGUUUACUGCGGGUCAUCUCACUCCAAGUCGUGUAUUAUGCCUUGAGUCAUGUGCGCCAAUCGAUGCCUUAGAUCUGGUUUAAUGUGUAUCACUUGACCAGGAUCACAAAUGUUGAAAAGUAAUUGCAAAAUGGAACUGUGCGGUCACAGCUAUACGUGUGACUGUUCUUGUGAUUUAUGAACUGAGGGAGAAUAAGGUGGGCGUGAAGUAGUCGCAGCACGUCACUUAGUUUUAGGAUAUUUAUUGCUCGUGAUAAGACAAGUAUUGCGCUCUAUGCUCACUUGUUUUAUGUGCCCGCACCCAGGUAUGCGGCGAUGGGGACGGUUGCAAAUAUGCCUGUGGGAACAUAUAGCCUAUUGACUUGUACGCAAACACGAGCCAUACUUAUUGCCAACUGUAGGUUCGAACCAGUGGGGAAACAUGCGCCACGAUAUGGUUUAGCUGAUGCGUUGCAUAGGCCUGUUGUAGAUGGCGUGGUUGUAUUAAUUAAUUAAAGCAUUGAAUUUCUAGCCUUUACAUGUUAAAAGCGAAUUAGCAUACAAAUAAGUUGUGUACAUAGAAAGUUAUUCGUUAAUUUGAUAUUGUUGCAAAUAAUAUAAUGUUUAUAGUUCUCUAUGCACUGUUAGCAGCGUUCAAAAAUCCGAAUAAGCCUAAUAUACUGAUUUACGAUAUGGGAAGCAUAUGAUAUUGCAAAGAUAUCUUCGGUUCUAAAUGUGCGUGCUUACGUUCGCGUGUGCGUGUGUGU
Molecule: messenger RNA, 2039 nt
Organism: Priapulus caudatus
Lineage: Eukaryota; Metazoa; Priapulida; Priapulimorpha; Priapulimorphida; Priapulidae
Exons: 6
Coding region: 1-891 (296 amino acids)
Source: RefSeq, a predicted model, not a curated record